Molecule: messenger RNA, 1563 nt
Organism: Mucor velutinosus
Lineage: Eukaryota; Fungi; Mucoromycota; Mucoromycetes; Mucorales; Mucoraceae
Exons: 3
Coding region: 1-1563 (520 amino acids)
Biological process (GO): transmembrane transport
Source: RefSeq, a predicted model, not a curated record
AUGGCAAUUGGCUCUAAACUCUGGAAUACUCUGUCUUCCCCUGGAAGGCACCAUAAAGUAGAAUGCUCUGCACCCACUCAAUUCGUUACUAAAAGCAAGACUCAAGACUCAUUUGAAGUUGUUGGCGAAGAAUUACCUCAUAAUAUCAGACUAUAUCAUCCUGAAGAACGCAAGCCCAUGGGUGGUAGAAUCUUUGAUGGCAUUACUCAAUACGCUGGCUCGCGUAUUGCUUUUGUGGUCACCCUAAUCUUGCUCGUAGCUUGGGCUAUCGUAGGUGCUGUGCUUGGUGCCCCUGAGACCUGGCAGAUUGUUAUGCAAGAUGCCUCCUCUAUUCAAUGCUACAUCAGUGAUUCCCUCUUGAUGCGCCAACAGCAAAAUUAUACAUACAAAUUACUGACCAUCAUCUCUCAAUUGCGUUCAAGAGUGGCUACGGUGGAUCGAAUCUUGCGUAAUCCGCAGGCACAUCAAGGUAUAGAUGCUCAGCAAGUAAAUAAGAUGGUCAUUAAGGACGAUGUUGGUGAUGCUGUCAAGAUGCCCAGUGAAAACCUAUUUGAUCGUGUGUGUAAUUUUGCCUCUAUGGCUGUGGGAUCCAUGGCCUCUCUCGCCAUUUACUGGGGUGGUAUUCUUGCGUGGAUUGGUGUUGGACAUUCUCUUGACUUUAGUGAUCUAUGGCAACUCUAUAUCAACACAGGCGUAGCUGUUGAACUUACUUUUACCUCCAUGUUCCUUCAGAAUACUCGCCGUCGUCACAUGGAAUACCUUGAAAAGUGUUUAAAGAGAAUCAUGGAAACUGAUGUCGAAUUGGAGUUGCUUCUUCGUGAGCAAGCUGAUGAUAACGAGCCUAAUCCUAUUGUUUGCAUUGAUCCUCCUCAAGUAUCUCGUGCAAUCAGAGCUAUUGAUUACUAUGGUGAUGUUAUCGGCACUGGUAUUGGUGCAUUCAUCAGCGUUUGCGUCUUUAUUACUUGGAUUGGCGUUGGAAACAUGAUGGAAUACAGUAGCGACUGGUGGUUAAUUAUUGGAACCUAUACCGGCUUGGUGGGCUUCGUGGAUGGCUUUGUUUUGCGUAAUGUGUACUUUCGACAAGACGAAAUGCUGGAUGAACAGUUCAAUAUCCUUGUUGAUAACGACGAGCGCCUCUAUCAGUUCCUAAACAUCCCUCUCCCUACAAAACCCUUGGAAGAAGACCACUCUAUUAUUACAAGAAUCAGUAACUGGAUGGGGCGUGUCUGUGCAAUGCCACUUGCUGUAUUAUUCUCUGUCAUUGUUGUCCUUGCUCUUAUUGCCGUUGCUAGUGCCAUGAAGUGGAAUCAAACUGGUCAGCUCCUCUGUAACACGCCCACCAUGAUUAUCGAAGGCUUUCUCCUGAUUGUAUUGAUCCAGGCGCAUAACAUGUCAAACAUCAAGCGUCGUGUUCAAUUGCACGAUAUCUUGAUUCGUAGACUCCAAUUGCUACAAUAUGCCAAAAUGAAUAAGAACGCGUACCAUGUCAAUGAAAAGCAUGUACAAGAAAAGCAUGUACAAGAAAAACAUGUACAUGAAGCCGCUCAUGAAAAGAAAAACUAG